Amborella trichopoda is the source of this 2119-nucleotide messenger RNA. RefSeq lists its product as uncharacterized. Gene Ontology annotation, molecular function: RNA binding. The record is from RefSeq and is a predicted model, not a curated record. NCBI's taxonomy places the organism in Eukaryota, Viridiplantae, Streptophyta, Magnoliopsida, Amborellales, Amborellaceae.
UGCCUCUCUCUUUCUCUCUCUCUAAAACAACAACUCUUUUUCUCUCUCAACUGUCACCUCCAUCAAAUACUUUGUCAUUCGUAUCAUAUUAAGCCCUUUCUCUCUCUUCGUUUGAGCCCACCCAGCCGGUGAUUGGAGCUUGGGCCUGGCGUGCUGUACAUUUUUUGGUUAUAUACUCAGAAUUGUUGCAGAGUUGAAUAAUAGGAUUGAGAUGAGAGAGAAAGAGAGAACGGUCAAGGGAUCUUCAGCCCCACCCACAAUUAAAUACGUUGAAGAAAAUAGAAGGUUGAAGACAGCGAAGCAGAUGUCCACUGUCAUAUAAGUAUGGAAAGUGGUGAUAAAAAGAAGGAAAAACACUGUUGAUUCAUCGGAGGACCCCCUAUGCUCGCACUGGAGCCUACUGCUCCCCCCUCCAUAUUUUAUUUCUAUAUUUUCUCUCUCUACAUUGGGCUUCUUUCUCUCUCCUUUCCCGUAGCCCUAGAGAUCUGCAACUCCUUUCUCUAUCUCUUUCUGGAGCUGAUCUGUAAGGACUCCUGUUUUUUUCUCUCUCUCUAGAGAUGUGUAGGUGAUGAGAGUGGGGGUUUGAGAUCGGAGAAUUGGGUUUUGGAUGUCUCAGCAAAGGCAAUCACAAAUGGCAGGUAACAAUGGAGCGAAAUUUGGGGACACCACUUAUACCAAGAUUUUUGUUGGAGGGCUGGCAUGGGAGACACAGAGAGAGACCAUGAGGCGUUAUUUUGAGCAGUUUGGAGAGAUCCAAGAGGCCGUGGUGAUCACUGAUAAAAAUACAGGCAGAUCCAAAGGCUAUGGCUUCGUUACGUUCAAGGAUGCCGAUGCUGCCAUGAGGGCAUGCCUCGAUCCUUCACCGGUGAUCGACGGCCGGAGGGCGAACUGCAACCUUGCAUCGAUGGGCGUGACUCGAUCCCGACCGUCCACUCCCCAACACGGUUUUUCACCCAUUUUUGGCGGAGGAGGAAGGUUUAGAGGGGCGGCAGGAUCAGCCCCUCCGGCCUAUCACGGCUCUGCAGCUGCUUAUCCCCACCCAAGCCAAUAUGCUUUACAGCAUGGCUUUCCUUAUCAGACUUAUGGCUAUACAGGUUAUUCUCAGGAGAGCAUGUACCCCAUGGGCUAUUACAAUCUAUAUGGGGGUCAUCAGUUCUCUCAGUACUAUGGAGGGCCAGGCAUGAUCCCAAGCCCUGCAUUCUAUCCUUACUAUGCUCAAUACGCCCCGACAAGCAGCAGUGGCGGUGGAGUCGGAGGAGGAAACAGCAGCGGAGGCGGAGGAGGGGGAAGUGGGGGAGGAGGGUACAGCCACGCGAUGCAAUAUCCACAUAUGAUGCAUUACCCCUUCAUACCUCAUCAAUAUGGAGCUGGCCUCCUCUCUGCACCCAACGCUAUUACAUCAACCACAACAGGUGGCGUAACAGUGGCCACGGGGACUGGGUCUUCUCAGCCACAUUCUGCACAACCUGGUGGCACCUCAGAGCCAAAUACUACAUCAGCUUAAUGCUUCUAAUCUUCACAAAAGGAAAAGAAUGGGGCUGGUGAUGCAUCUCUAACAUUGACUUGUUCAAACCAGUCGAUCGGAAACUGGAUACACAAAAUUAGAGAGAGAGAAAGAGAGAGCGAAGAAAGGGAACAUGGGGGUUUCCUCUCUCUAAAAGCACAUGGCGGGUUCGAAAUGCGACCCUGGUUCGGUUCUGAUUAUACAUUUUAGUUUACUGAUCUUCAUUAUUGGCUGUUCUAGAGAGGAAAAGAAUUAAUUAGUGCUUGAAGGAGGCAUCAGCAGUGGAUUAUCAUUUGUUUUUGCAUUGAAGGGGUCGAAUAAAUGGCUUUUGAGGCCUGACCUGUCCCAAACCUGACUGACUUGUAUGGACCAUGGCCGUGGCUCAUUAGAACCCAGCAAUGGUGGGUUUUUGUGUAACUCGCUGAGAACCAUCAGCCGAUUCAGAGAGAGGUUUUAUGUCUCUUUGAACUUCCAUUCGCAUGCAGGCCCGGAUUGCUCUGUGUGCACUUAACAUGUAAUCUCUCUCUCCUCAAAUUAUUUGUUUUAUUAUUUGUUCCAUUUGAAUUAUGUUGUUUAAUAUGAAGAAGGUAAGAGGAUUAGUUAGGAUAUGGUUCA